AUGACUUCUAACUGUUGCAGCUCCCUCCUCAGUGGGUGGGUUUCAGAGGCCAAGGCUGCCUCCCAGUGCCUCUCAGCCACCCUGGCUCAUGCCCACCGAGUCCGUGUGGGGUCAACCCCUCUGGGCCAACCCAGCCUCUGUCUGCCCCACAGCUGCAACACUUCUUGCCUCUUGCCAGGGACCUGCCACAUCCCAGGCAACAUUGGAAGCUGUGGGACCUAUGGUGAAGGCACCUUGAAUGGCCAUGAGAAGGAGACCAUGCAGUUCCUGAACGAACACUUGGCCAACUACCUAGAGAAGGUAUGGCAGCUGGAGCAGGACAAUGUGGAGCUGGAGACCAAGAUCCAAGAGUCAAGCAAAUGCCAGGAGACCGAAGUGUGUCCAAACUACCAGUCUUACUUCCAGACCACGGAGGACCUCCAACAGAAGAUCCUGUGCGCUAAAUCUGAGAACAACAGGCUGGUUGUGCAAAUAGACAAUGCCAGGUUGGCUGUAGAUGACUUCAGGACCAAGUAUGAGACAGAGCCCUCACUCCACCAACUGGUGGAAGCUGACAUCUGUGGCCUGCGCAGGGCCCUGGAUGACCUCACCCUCAGCAAGUGUGACCUGGAGGCCCAGCUGGAGUCCCUGAAGGAGGAGCUCCUCUGCCUCAAGAAGAACCAUAAGCAGGAAGUUCACACUCUGAAGUGUCAGCUGGGGGACAAUCUCCAGAUUGAGUUGGGCACUGAGCCCACUGUGGACCUGAGCAGAGUGCUAGGGGAGCUGCAAUGCCAGUACGAGGUCAUGGUGGAGACGAACCGCCAGGAUGUGGAACAGUGGUUCCAAGCUCAGACUAAAGGCAUCAGCCUGCAGGCCAUGUCCUGCUCUGAGGAGCUGCAGUGUUGCCAGUCAGAGAUCCUGGAGCUGAGACGCACGGUGAAUGCCCUGGAGGUUGAGCUCCAGGCUCAGUACAAGCUGAAAGACUGCCUGCAGUACUCCCUGUGUGAAGCCGAGGACUGCUACGGCACUGAGCUGGCCCAGAUGCAGAGCCUGAUCAGCAAUGUGCAGGAGCAGCUGUCUGAGAUCCGGGCUGACCUGGAGCAUCAGAACCAGGAGUACCAGGUGCUGCUGGAUGUCAGAGCCCGGCUGGAGGGUGAGAUUGCCACAUACCGGAACCUUCUGGAGAGUGAGGACUGCAAACUUCCCUGCAACCUGUGUGUGACCCCAGCCUCCAGCACCCCCUAUCCAGCCCCUGCAGCCUGUACCCCCUGCUCUCCCUGCCUCUCCAAGGCUCCUCGGGUCUCUUGUGGGCCCUGCUCAUUGAUUCGAUGCUGA
Messenger RNA from Trichechus manatus latirostris (Florida manatee), 1314 nucleotides. RefSeq names its product keratin, type I cuticular Ha7. Gene Ontology annotation, molecular function: structural molecule activity. The coding region runs from base 1 to 1314 and encodes 437 amino acids. The record is from RefSeq and is a predicted model, not a curated record. The transcript has 7 exons. Gene Ontology annotation, cellular component: cytoskeleton. Gene Ontology annotation, biological process: intermediate filament organization; epithelial cell differentiation. Lineage: Eukaryota; Metazoa; Chordata; Mammalia; Sirenia; Trichechidae.